GACAAUGUCAGGGACGCGACUACUCUCCUGCUACCUUCCUCCAAAAGACCAUGCAUAUCUUUCGACAAUAGUACAUAAUAGUAGUAUAUUUAUGUGUAAACAUGUAGGCAAGUUUAUAUCUGUAAACAUAUAAGUUUUGGUCGUCAUGUUCCGGCACAGCUCAGCAGGUGUCGUCGUUGCCACCACGUUCUUGAUCAGUUACCAACAGCAGCAGAGAGGGAGGGAGGGUCGGAGAAGGAGAGAAAGAAGAAGAUGCCUUCAGACCACCACCUCUGAUUCUCUGCAUUAUCUUCUUCUGCUUCUUCUUCAGUUCUUCUUCCUCCAACGCCGUUGUGUCUUUUUCUUGGGCCGAUGCAGCAUGAGAACUGAGCUGAAUUGCGCUGCUGGUCCGUCCGUGUCGCCGUCGGUGUCGCGGGUAGGGUUCUCCGUCUGAUUUGCGGAGGUGGUAGCUAAGCUUCCUCUGAUCUGAAGAAGAAGAGUUGCAAUAGUAGACACGAUGAGAACUCUGCUCCAGGUGCAACCCGGCGGCAGCGGCGGCGGCAGCGUCCCUCUUCCGCCCACCCCGACGGUGACAUCACCGUUGACUGGUGGCUCGCCGCCGCCUCCGGCGACCUCGUCGUCCUCCACCCCUCCUCCACCUUCUUCUUCCUCAUCCUCUGCUCCGCCGCCGCCUGCUCCAUCGUCUGCCAGUCCGCCGCCACCUUCUCCUUCAGAGCCACCGCCGUCGCUUCCACCGCCUCCGCCGCCGGUGGUGACUUCCCCUCCGCCGCCGGUGGCGGAGCCUCCGCCUCCACCAACCGCAUUGCCUCCCCCGCCGCCGUCUCCCGUACCGACGCCCUCCCCUCCGCCUCCCACAGCACCGCCCCCAGCGGACAACGCCGCGCCACCGCCGGCGCCCACGCAGGCGCCGCCGCCGCCCGCUCCCCCGCCGCGAGCACACGCCACUCCGCCUUCGUCAAGCGCGGCUCCUCCACCCGUCGCAGCGGCGCCGAGAGCGUCCCCCGCCGACGCGCCGCCGCCGCCGCCGCCACCACCACGGCAUUCGGCGAUGGACUCCGCGACCCCGCCACCUCCGCCGGCCCGGACGAGCGCAGCGACCACGACGCGCUCUCCGGCUGAAGCGGGCAGCGGCGCGGGCGUGCCGGCACCGCCCGUCAGCGGCGGGCUGAGCUCCGGAACCACCGCGGCCGUGGUGGUCGUGGUCGUGGUCGCCUUCCUGGGCCUCGCCGGCAUGUUCGCCUGCCUGUCGCAGCGGCGGAGGCGGAGGCAAGCCGAGCGGUACUACCCGGGCUUCGCGGUGCCGUCGUACACGCCGCAGCACAUGUCCGGCGAGGCCCCGUUCCUGCGGCCGCCGUCGGCGUCGGGGUCGAUGAACUUCAGCGCGGGCCAGAGCCAGGGCGUGUCGCCGAUGAUGUCAUCCGGGCAGGCGUACGGACAGUCGACGUCGUACGGGCAGCAGCAGCGGUUGACGUCGGCGAACUACAGCACGGGGAGCCAGGGGGGCGGGGCGGCGAGGAGCGUGGCGGCGUCGGGCGAGCUGAGCGUGGGGAACACCAAGGCGUUCACGUUCGACGAGCUGUACGACAUCACGGCGGGGUUCGCGCGCGACAAGCUCCUCGGGGAGGGCGGGUUCGGGUGCGUGUUCCAGGGGACGCUCGCGGACGGCAAGGCGGUGGCGGUGAAGCAGCUCAAGGGCGGCGGCGGGCAGGGGGAGCGGGAGUUCCAGGCGGAGGUGGAGAUCAUCAGCCGCGUCCACCACCGCCACCUCGUCUCCCUCGUCGGCUACUGCAUCGCCGAGGACCACCGCCUCCUCGUCUACGACUUCGUCUCCAACGACACGCUGCACCACCACCUCCAUGGGAGGGGAAGGCCGGUGAUGGACUGGCCGACGAGGGUCAAGAUCGCCGCCGGCUCAGCACGCGGAUUGGCCUACCUGCAUGAGGAUUGUCAUCCAAGAAUCAUCCACAGGGACAUAAAGUCAUCAAACAUCCUUCUUGAUGAGCACUUUGAAGCUCAGGUGGCAGACUUUGGGCUUGCCAGGCUGGCUGAGAACGACGUCACCCACGUCUCGACGCGUGUGAUGGGCACAUUUGGGUACUUGGCUCCAGAGUAUGCAUCCACAGGAAAGCUGACCGAGAAAUCGGACGUGUUCUCCUUCGGCGUCGUCCUUCUGGAGCUCAUCACAGGCCGGAAGCCUGUCGACUCGUCCCGUCCCCUCGGCGAUGAGAGCCUCGUGGAGUGGUCGAGGCCAUUGCUGAACCGUGCAAUUGAGAACCAAGAAUUCGACGAGCUCGUCGACCCUCGCCUCGAUGGGGAGUAUGAUGAUGUUGAGAUGUUCCGCGUGAUCGAGGCAGCUGCGGCGUGCAUCCGGCACUCAGCUGCGCGGAGGCCAAAGAUGGGACAGGUCGUUAGAGUACUUGACAGUUUGACGGAUGUUGACCUCAGCAAUGGUGUGCAGCCGGGGAAGAGCCAGAUGUUCAAUGUCGCGAACACUGCCGACAUCAGGCAGUUCCAAAGAAUGGCAUUUGGCAGCCAGGAUUUCAGCUCGGAGUACAGCCAAUCCAGGUCUAGCAUGAGCAGCAGGAGAGACUUUUAGGCAUGAAAGAAUCUCCGAACAAUUUCAUAGUUUCACGAUUUUGUUUGUGUUGAUAUCUUCAUUUUUCUUUGAGGGACUUUGAAUUGAAUUCAUUGUCUUACUGUUUAUUCGUUUCUUUGUUGUUUAUGUUGAUGAAAUCGAUAUAUACACACGAUUCCAUUGGUUGAUUUUA
Molecule: messenger RNA, 2768 nt
Organism: Oryza sativa Japonica Group (Japanese rice)
Lineage: Eukaryota; Viridiplantae; Streptophyta; Magnoliopsida; Poales; Poaceae
Product: proline-rich receptor-like protein kinase PERK8
Biological process (GO): protein phosphorylation
Molecular function (GO): ATP binding; protein kinase activity
Source: RefSeq, a predicted model, not a curated record